AUGGAAAUCCUAGACGAGAAACAACCAGGACCCCCCAUGGAAGUCGACGAGGCUGUAUCUGUUCGAGAUCACGAGGCCUUCGCUGCGAAACAUCUCCCAGAUUUGGGUCACGACGUCAAGGAUUUCAAAGUUUUUACGUGGAGGUUGGAGAAUUGGCGCCAGCUAGACAAGAAAUUGACAAGUCCAGAGUUUGAAUGUGGGGGUCACAAAUGGCGAAUUCUACUGUUCCCCUUCGGCAAUUCAAAUGCACCACCAAACGAUACAGUGUCCGUCUAUCUCGACUACGCUGAGCCAAAGAAAUCUCCAGAAGGAUGGCACGCCUGUGCCCAGUUUGCCUUAGUCAUCUCCAACAUUCACGAUCCUACAAUCUACACCGUUAGCCAUGCUCACCACCGAUUUAUCGCGGAGGAAUGUGAUUGGGGGUUCACUAGGUUCAGCGAGCUACGCAAGCUGUUCCAACCUGUCGAGGGUCAACCGCGCCCAACAAUUGAGAAUGGAUCUGCGGAUAUCACAGUGUUCGUCCGCGUCCUUGAGGACCCGACAGGAGUGCUAUGGCAUAACUUUGUCAACUACGAUUCGAAGAAGGAGACUGGGUUUGUGGGUCUGAAGAACCAGGGUGCCACCUGCUACAUGAAUUCGUUGCUACAGUCUCUGUUCUGCACACACUACUUCCGCAAGGCGGUAUAUCAAAUACCGACAGAACACGAUCACCCCACCGAAAGCGUGGCGCUUGCUUUGCAGCGAGUAUUCUAUCACCUACAAACUUCAGAUCAGCCAGUCGGAACCACUGAGCUUACCAAAUCAUUUGGAUGGAAAUCGUUGGACUCGUUCUUACAACAUGAUGUCCAGGAAUUCAACCGGGUGCUCCAGGACAAGCUCGAGUCCAAGAUGAAGGGCACGAAAGCUGAAGGGGCUAUUCAAAAGCUUUUUGUCGGUAAAAUGAAAAGCUACAUUAAAUGUGUCAAUGUGGAUUACGAAUCCUCGCGCACUGAGGCUUUCAACGAUAUCCAGCUUAACGUCAAGGGCAUGAAGAACCUUUACGAAUCAUUCAAGGACUACGUCGCUGUUGAAAUGCUGGACGGAGAAAACAAGUAUCAAGCCGAGGGCUUUGGUUUACAGGACGCGAAGAAGGGCAUCAUCUUCGAGUCCUUCCCUCCAGUAUUACAUCUCCAGCUCAAGCGUUUCGAAUAUGACAUUCAGCGAGACGCGAUGGUCAAAAUCAACGACCGUCAUGAAUUUCCCUUUGAGAUCGAUCUCGAAGAAUUCCUUGACCCAGCUGCCGACAGGUCUCAACCAUGGGUCUACAAACUCACAGGCGUCCUGGUCCACUCCGGCGAUUUACACGGAGGACACUACUUUGCCCUAAUCAAACCGGAUCGGAAUAGUCGAUGGCUGAAAUUCGACGAUGAUCGGGUCACUCCUGUAACCGAUAAGGAAGUCCUCGAAGAGAACUAUGGUGGCGAACCCCUUAAUGGAAUCCCGCCUACCUAUCAGCGAAACCAGGGACGAACCAUCAAGCGCUUCACCAACGCCUACAUGUUGGUUUACAUCCGCGAAUCCGCCAUGGACGAGAUCUUGGCACCGUUCACCGAGGAAGACACCCCUGCGCAUCUCAAGCGUCGGUUGGACGAGGAGAAGCUUCAACAGGAAGCGAAGAAGCGGGAGCGGGAGGAGCAGCAUCUUUUCCUGACUGCCAAAGUUAUUACUGACGAGACCUUCUCGCGUCAUGAAGGAUUUGAUCUGGCUUCGUUCGACGAGAAAAACUGGCCGCCGUCUGAUUUGCCUAGCUUCCGUGUGUUGAAGCAGGAAACCUAUGCCACGUUCAAGAAUCGAAUUGCCCGUCAUUUCAAUUACCACGAUAACCAAAUCCGACUGUGGGUCCUCGUCAACCGUCAAAACAAGACUGUCCGACCAGACACCUGGAUACCCGAGAACGAACCGACUUUGACUGUCGAUGUGAUCCGAAACCAAAUGGCCGCUCGUCAGACCGACCUCCGCCUCUACGUCGACGUGAUUGCUGAUCCAUCGAAGCCUGACCCGCCCCCGCAAACGAUCAUGAUCUUCCUCAAGCACUUUGACACCACCAAGCAGUCACUUACUGGUGUCGGAAAGGUUUACGUUGGCCGGCAAAGUAAAGUUGGAGACCUCAUCCCGAUCAUCAACGAGCGCAUGAGAUGGACACCUGGCACGCCCUUGAAGCUCUAUGAGGAAAUUAAACCUGGGAUGAUUGAAUUGAUGAAACCCAAGCUCACUUUCUCGCAGAGUGAAAUCCAGGAUGGUGACAUCAUCUGCUUCCAAGUUGACCUCUCGGAGAAGGAAAUCACCGACCUCGACAGCCAAGGCCUGUACUCCAACCCGGUUCAAUUUUAUGACUUCCUUCAGAACCGGGUCAUGCUCAUUUUCAGACCCAAGCACGAAGAUGGUCAAGAUAACCCUGAGUUCCACAUCAUCUUGAGUAAGAAGCACAACUACGACAUGAUGGCCAACAAGGUUGGAGAGGCACUUCGCCAUGACCCUAUCAAGCUUCGAUUCACUACCACUCAUGCGUCCAACGGUUCACCUAAAGCCAUCUUGAAGCGAUCCUUAAACCAGAGCAUUGCAGAAAUCAUGGCACCCAACUACAUCAGCCCCACCACGACGGUUAUCCUGUACGAGAAGUUGGACGUCAGCAUUGUGGAGCUCGAGACCAAGCGCAGCCUCAAGGUCAUCUGGACUGGUAUUCAUAACAAGGAAGAGGCGUCGUAUCCUUUCCUUCUCCCAAAGACGAGCAUGGUCCAUGAUCUCGCUGAUCAUCUUGCCAAGCAAGUCACGCUAUCACCUGGUGGUACUGGCAAAAUUCGUGUGUUCGAGAUCUCGAAGGACGGAAAGAUGCAGAAAGAGUUUACCGGAUCUGAGAUGAUUGGUAACAUCCCUGACCCAGUGGAGUUGUAUGCAGAGGAAGUGACUCGGGAAGAAUUGGAGGCGGACGAUACCGACAAGGUUAUCGGCGUGUUCCACUUCUCCAAGGAACUCACGAGGACACACGGCGUUCCUUUCAAGUUUGUAGUGAAGCGAGGAGAGAAGUUCUAUGAUACUAAGAAGCGGUUGCAAGCUCGCUUGGGAGUGUCGGACAAGGAAUUUGCCAAAUAUCGAUUUGCGCUCAUCCAGGCGUCAACCUUCAAGCAGCCCUCGUACAUCGAAGAUGAGGACACUAUCUACGACCAUCAGUUUGCACCAGAGGAUGUGCUAGGUUUGGACCAUGUGGACAAGUCUGGAAGGACAAGAGCUGGUGGAGGGGAGAAAGCGAUCGUGAUUCGAGGAUGAUUGUAGCAUCAUCGUCAGCUUUCUUCAUUACAUACUGUACAUCGUUCUUUCCCCGCUUUGUUUCGAUUCGUCACUUAUUCUCACUGUAACCUUUGAUUUGCAACUUGCCGGCCUGGAUGCGGACUGCUCUAAUGGUAUCUCUGUCAUAAUAUGCCUU
Molecule: messenger RNA, 3460 nt
Organism: Coprinopsis cinerea okayama7#130
Lineage: Eukaryota; Fungi; Basidiomycota; Agaricomycetes; Agaricales; Psathyrellaceae
Product: ubiquitin carboxyl-terminal hydrolase 5
Exons: 17
Coding region: 1-3303 (1100 amino acids)
Biological process (GO): regulation of protein stability; protein deubiquitination
Cellular component (GO): nucleus; cytosol
Molecular function (GO): cysteine-type deubiquitinase activity; cysteine-type endopeptidase activity; protein binding
Source: RefSeq, a predicted model, not a curated record